This is a messenger RNA of Xylona heveae TC161, 571 nucleotides long. RefSeq names its product 60S ribosomal protein L30. Gene Ontology annotation, molecular function: RNA binding; structural constituent of ribosome. NCBI's taxonomy places the organism in Eukaryota, Fungi, Ascomycota, Xylonomycetes, Xylonales, Xylonaceae. The coding region runs from base 70 to 402 and encodes 110 amino acids. The transcript has 4 exons. Gene Ontology annotation, cellular component: cytosolic large ribosomal subunit. The record is from RefSeq and is a predicted model, not a curated record.
CUCCAUCACCAGCAGUCCGGAGCGCUCAACAUCUCUUCAGGAAUUACUACAGAUUCCCGACGCGCAGCGAUGGCCCCUACCACCAAGAAGUCGAAGAAGACCGCCGACUCCAUCAACUCGCGCCUUGCGCUUGUGAUGAAGUCCGGAAAGGUCACCCUUGGUUACAAGUCCACCCUGAAGACCCUCCGCUCUGGCAAGGCCAAGCUGGUCAUCAUUGCUGGUAACACUCCUCCCCUCCGGAAGAGCGAGCUCGAGUACUACUCGAUGCUCUCCAAGACCAACGUCCACCACUUCUCCGGAAACAACAUUGAGCUUGGUACAGCCUGCGGUAAGCUCUUCCGCUGCUCCACCAUGGCUGUCCUCGACGCUGGUGACUCGGACAUCCUCUCCAGCAGCUCUUAGAUGAGUUCUGGCUCUGCUAGGUUAUAGUUUAAAACAUGUAAUCUAGAAAUGAAGUCGAUUCUCUAAAUUGGAACAUGCAUAUUGCGAUUUUCUGUGACUGUAUUACCGUUCUAGCGCAAAUUAUCGAACUACCAAAAUAUCGAAACUGCUUUGAUCACUCAAAUUAGAG